Triticum aestivum (bread wheat) is the source of this 3485-nucleotide messenger RNA. RefSeq lists its product as uncharacterized. Bases 921 to 1874 code for a protein of 317 amino acids. The record is from RefSeq and is a predicted model, not a curated record. NCBI's taxonomy places the organism in Eukaryota, Viridiplantae, Streptophyta, Magnoliopsida, Poales, Poaceae. The transcript has 3 exons.
UUCAGUCCAGCUCCACUCUCUAUCCCGUGCGUUCUUGGACCAUGGCGACUACUGGCGGCGGCGGCGGUGGCCGUCUCCGCGUCCCGGCCGGCGGCGGCGACCCUAACGGCGGAGGCGGCGAUGGGCGAGUCCGACAGAGGCUGUUGUAUGAGGGCGGCGAGGAGGAGCAGUGCAGCAUUGUCGUCGAUUCAGAGCAGUUCCCGUUGCUACAGUCAGCGUUGCCGUCGCUAGCCGAAUCGCAGAGAGCUUGGUCGUCGGCGGGCAACACCUCCAGCGAUAAUCCGUUCAGCCACUACGUCUCCGAUGGCGGGCAAGAAUCUGAGAUUUGGGAGCUGUUUAUUCAAUUUGAUGGUGCCAAAUUUGUUCAAAAAUCAAUGGAACGUUCAGAUGUUAGAUAUCUCAAUUUGCUGUCAGUAAUGGAGAAGGAAGGAUAUGGCUUAUGUGAUUCAAUGUACUAUGUUAAAGAUGAAGGGGAGGGGCUGCAAGGGCUAGAUUUAGUAGAUAGCCAAGUUAAGGUGGAUGAGAUGAUUAGGAAGUAUGAUAGCAGCAAGAAAUUGGUACUGACAGUGAUGAGGGACAAAAGGAAACAAGCUGAUAUUGCUAAAUCAUAUCCAAGUUUCAUUGAUCUAGAGGCAGGGGUGGACCAGUCCAUUCCUUAUCAGGUUUAGACACAGGACAGUGUGUGCUACCAGCCAUUGCACACCAAUGAUCAGCCCAGCGCUCACCAGUUCAGUACACAAAAUAGUGUUAUAUGUGAGAAUGUGCAAACUCAAAUUGAUGAAAAUCCUUUUCCUGAAGAAGAUGAUGGAGAGGCAUCUGAUGAUAGCUACAUUUGCUGGGAUGAACGACAGUGUGAUCCAGUGUAUGCAGAGGAGAAGAGCAGGAAAGAGGAAGAGGAACUGAAGGCAACUAUUGCAGAGAUGAACAGGAAGAGAGAAGACCCCAUGCUGCACUAUGAGGGUGAGACAGAUGUUGAGGACAUUUUUGUCAAUGAUGAUGAAAGUUUUGAACAAAUUCCACCAGAGCAGCCUGUGAAGAAGAAAGUAAAGAGGUCGGGUCUUACACUGAGAUCACACUCUCAAGUAGUGAUACCUGAUAUUCCAGAUUGGGAUCCUUCUGAUGAUGAAGAGGAAGUUGGUUUUAUGAAAGAGGAAGAUGAUGAUGGAUUUGAGCCACUUCCUUUUGUGCUGCCUAAAGGAAGAAAAUCAAGAGCAAAGAAACAAAAAGAAAGGGUCUGGUAUGAUGAGAACAGAGAAAGCCCAGAGCAACAGUUCAUGUUGAAACUUUGUUUUAGAGAUGUUUAUCAGUUCAGAGAGGCACUCUCGAGACUGCACAUUGUACAAGUGAGGAAUUUUCAUUUCCAUAGGAAUACUCCAGAUAGGAUAAUUGUGUGUUGUAAGCAAAAGGAAAAAUAUGGAUGUGAAUUCUAUAUGACAGCCUCCAAGAUAGCUCAUGAGGAAACAUUUUGCAUUAAGAAGAUUCACUUGAAACACACUUGUCCAACUGAUCCAUCUAGCACUAGAGUGAAUUCUAAGUGGCUUAGCACUGCUUAUGUGGACAAAUUCAGGUCAGAUCCCAAUACUGUCAUCACUACUAUAGUUGACAAAGCCAAAAUAGAUUUCAUGGAGGAAGUGCCAAAGAGGAUGGCCUAUAGGGAAAAGACCAAAGCCAGGAACAUGGUACUGGGUGAUCAUAAGAAGCAAUACCACAGAAUCAGGGAUUAUCUGCAAACUGUAAUAGAUAAAAAUCCUGGCUCUAGAUGUAUUGUCACCACAGUCACUGGCCCAACCGAGGAACAGUUGGAAGCAAUGAAGAAAGGAGAACAUGUUGACAUAAGCUACCAGCCAAGAUUGCAUGGUCUUUUUUCUGUGUGAAUGCUGCAAGACAAGGAUUUCUUGAUGGAUGUAGGCCAUACAUAGGGUUGGAUGGCUGUUUCAUAAAAUUGACAACAGGAACACAAAUCCUUGCAGCUACUGGCAGAGACGGAAACAAUAAUAUCUACCCUAUUGCUUGGGUUGUUGUUAGUAAGGAAGAUAAACCUAACUGGGUAUGGUUUUUAGAGCAGCUGAAGUAUGCUUUAGGUGGAGAACAGGGCAAAUUUGGCUACUACACAAUAAUGUCUGACAAGCAGAAGGGUCUACUUACAGCAGUGAGCACAGUGUUUCCUAACUGUCCACAGAGAUUCUGCAUUAGGCACAUAUAUGACAACUUUCAAACUGCAGGCUUUAGAGGUGAAGAUCUAAAGAAGUGUAUGGACAAUGCUGCCUACUCUUGGACUAGGCAUGGAUAUGAUCUUGCAAUGGAAGAACUGAAGAAGCAAUGUGAGCCAGCUUGGGUCUGGUUGUCCAAGAUUCAUGUGCACAAUUGGGCAAGGUGUGCCAUGGACACCAAUUGCAAAACAGAUUUAAUAUGUAACAAUCUUAGUGAAACAUUCAAUAGGUACAUCCUUGAUGUAAGGAGCAAACCAAUUGCUACAAUGCUUAUAGGAAUUUAUGACAAGCUAAUGGUGAGAUUUGAUGGAAAGAGGGAAGGAGCGGCAAAGGCUAGAUGGGACAUUACACCAUAUUAUACAGAGAGGCUAGAGCUGAUGAAAACAUAUUCCAGAAAUUGUAUUCCUAAGAGGGCUGACCUUGGACUGUGGCAGGUAAAGAGUGGUGAUGCAACACAUCAGGUAAAUCUGGCCACAAGAAGUUGUUCAUGCAGGAAAUGGGACAUGACAGCGUUGCCUUGCAACCAUGCUGUCAGUGCAAUAUACAAAGCAGAGUUGCAUCCAGAGGAUUUGUCUCUGACUUCUUCAAGAAACCUAUGUAUUUGAACAGCUACAAGCCAGUGUUUGCUCCUAUGCCACAACAACAUGGUUGGAUCAAAACAGAUACUGAAGACAUCAUGCCACCAGGUUUCAAAGAUCACCAGAAGGGAAGAAAGCAGGAGAAAAGAAGAAAAGGCUAAUUUGAGGUGCCCAAACCUAAGGAAAAUUCUAGGAUGGCAACAAUCACUUGUAGCAAUUGCAAGUUGCAAGGCCACAAGUACACUAGCUGCUCAGUGCCUUUGAGGCCAGACCUUGCGAUAAGGAAAAAUAAUCACAAGGCUAGUAGAUCAAUGCCUACUCCUGUGCCUCCUCCAUCUUCCUCCAGUUCUGCUGCUGCACCUGCACCAAGGCCUCCUCCUGCUGCUCCAAGAAACCCUACAGCUGCAUUUGCUGCUCCAAGGACUCCAUUUGCUGCUCCAAGAUAUACUGGUUUCAGGUCAUAUUUUUCAGCUGGUGCAAACGCCGGUGUUGGUAGAGAUGCAAAUGUGCCUCCUCUAGCUGGAAUUUCUUCUGCACGCCCUAGUUGUUCUGAUGUUCAGUGAGCAGUUGCUCUGAUGUUGCCCUGUUGCUCUGAUGUGUGUGUGAACUUGUGUGGGAACUUGCCUGUGUGUUUGAACUUGUGACAGUUAUGCCUGUUAUUUUGUGAAAGACUUGUGACAGUUAUAUAUUACUUGCA